Tuber melanosporum (Perigord truffle) is the source of this 1065-nucleotide messenger RNA. RefSeq lists its product as uncharacterized. Gene Ontology annotation, molecular function: endonuclease activity. The coding region runs from base 1 to 1065 and encodes 354 amino acids. NCBI's taxonomy places the organism in Eukaryota, Fungi, Ascomycota, Pezizomycetes, Pezizales, Tuberaceae. The record is from RefSeq and is a predicted model, not a curated record. The transcript has a single exon.
AUGUUAAUAGGAACAGCCUAUUCGGUGUUAAUUAGAUUAGAACUAUCUGGCCCUGGUGUUCAGUUUAUAGCUGACAAUCAGCUAUACAAUUCUAUAAUUACUUCACACGCUAUAUUAAUGAUCUUCUUUAUGGUCAAAAAAAAACAAAUAAAUACAUUUUCAGUAACUUCGGUAAAAAAGUUUCAUACUGAGGUAAAAAUAGGUAAUGAAAAUAACCAAAAAGAUCCUUUAAAUUCAAAACAUAAAUAUACUAAGGUUUUAGUAGAAGAUCCUUAUAAUAACAGAGAUAUUAUAGCUAGAGUCGCAAAAAAACAAAAAGGUGUGUAUGUUUGGGGAACAUUAGAUAGUAAAAAUAUGUAUGUAGGUCAUUCUAUAAAUUUAUACAACCGUAUAUGUUCAUAUUUUAUGCCAUCUAUAUUAAAAACUAAAGAACGAAGAGUUCUUAGGUAUUUAAAUAAGUACGGUUUUACUAAUCUAAAACUAACUAUAUAUAUUAUGGAAGAUUCAGCUAGUUUAGAACAAAUAGUAGAAUUAGAACAACAUUUUAUAGAUAGCUUAAAUCCUAAUUUAAAUGUAGACUUAGUAGCUAGUAGUUCUGGAUAUCAUGAACCCAUGAGUCAAGAAAUGCGAGAACAACUAAGGAAACAAAGAGGUACACCAAUUUUUGUAUAUGACGCAAAUGAUUUUACUUUAUUAUAUGUUUUCGAUUCUAAAAAUUAUAUGUAUAAUACAAUUAAUAUUCACCAUAAAACCUUCAAUGAUUGUAUAGAUUAUGGAAAAUUAUACUUAGAUACUUUUUUCUUCUCUUUAGAUCAAAUUGAAGAAAGUGCUAGUACUAAUUUAUUAACUUUAGAUGAAAUUAAGUCUCUUGUAUCAAAAAAACGAGAGAUUUAUGAAGUUAAACAUCCUGCAUCUAAAUCUAUCUUAGCUGAGUUUAAAGACGAUUCUAGGUUAAAUAAAGAAUUUAGUUCCUUAGGUUCUUUAGCCAAGGAGCUUAAAGGAGAUCGUGCGGUAAUUAGAGAAUAUUUAAAGGGAACUAAGUCUGGUUAUUAUAGAGGUAAAUGA